AUGAAUACGAGACCAAAAAUAUAUUCAUAUCUAAAGAGUAUGCAGGAGUUAUCAAAGGAAAAAAGCCUGAAGAGGAAAAAAUAUAUUGGUUUAACAUAUUUGGAAUAUUGCAAAUUACCGUCCACUUUACAGGAUGAAUACUUGACGUGGAAUCAAAAACAAUUUCAAAUAGAAAGGGAAAGGAUUCAGUUAGAGAGACAGGGUGGUGUUGAGGGAUUAGCAAAGAAAAAAGGUAUGCAAGAAGUUGACUUUUUCAAUAGAGUUACCACCUGGUCCUAUCUCCAUGCAUAUACUCCGCAAUAUAAAAUAAAAGACAAAAAAAGUUUGAUAUUUGACAUGUUUAAUAGUAAUCCCAUUGGGGAUCCUUAUAGCAUUGCUUGUUCCGAUUUCAGAAAUGGCCAACUUAUAAAUAUACAGAAAAAAACCCACAAGGAUUCACUCUCAUUGAUUUCUUCAUUACUUAGAAUAAAAUAA
Molecule: messenger RNA, 474 nt
Organism: Zygotorulaspora mrakii
Lineage: Eukaryota; Fungi; Ascomycota; Saccharomycetes; Saccharomycetales; Saccharomycetaceae
Exons: 1
Coding region: 1-474 (157 amino acids)
Source: RefSeq, a predicted model, not a curated record